AUGCCCAUGACCACCUUUUGCUCCUCUCCAGACGGGAUGACCUUAUCCCAACCCGAGCAGUGGGAAGCCUCGUUCUCCCAGAUAUGGAGCUGCUUAUUCGUCAUGCCUGAGCAUGUGCAAGAGACAAACGACUCACGAAACCCAUCCGAGCCGGUCCAGGCCGAGUGGACGGACCUGCCCGGCUCUGCGUAUUCCAAGGGAAGAGGCGAGGGCUUCACCGACGUCAUCGACUUCCAGCUCGCGAGCGGAGAACGUCGAAUCCGCCUGGCCGACGCCAUCAAGCAGUUCGGAGCACACGUGUGCUUGCAGAACGCGGACGAGCCUGUCUUGCUUCCGCAGAACGUGCCCACGAAGCUGUGCGUGCGCUUCCCCAAGCUGUCCCCGGACCACGAGCCUUAUUCGCGCCAAAUCACGACGAGGCGGUCCACGUGCGGGGCAGAGCCCGUGUCGUACCGGCAGCUCGCCCGCAAGAUCGCAGAGGAGGCCUAUCGGAUGAUUGCCCUGCAACGUCCCAUCUAUAACGGGCGCGCGCUGACGAUCGAUAAUUUGGCACUGUGUUCGCUCCGUCGUGUGUCUAAGGGCUCCUGGGAGGUCGUGCUCCAGGCAUUUAUCUGA
This is a messenger RNA of Epithele typhae, 615 nucleotides long. RefSeq lists its product as uncharacterized. NCBI's taxonomy places the organism in Eukaryota, Fungi, Basidiomycota, Agaricomycetes, Polyporales, Epitheliaceae. The coding region runs from base 1 to 615 and encodes 204 amino acids. The transcript has 4 exons. The record is from RefSeq and is a predicted model, not a curated record.